Ustilaginoidea virens is the source of this 1647-nucleotide messenger RNA. RefSeq lists its product as uncharacterized. Gene Ontology annotation, cellular component: cytoplasm; mitochondrion. NCBI's taxonomy places the organism in Eukaryota, Fungi, Ascomycota, Sordariomycetes, Hypocreales, Clavicipitaceae. Gene Ontology annotation, biological process: protein quality control for misfolded or incompletely synthesized proteins. The transcript has 3 exons. The coding region runs from base 1 to 1647 and encodes 548 amino acids. The record is from RefSeq and is a predicted model, not a curated record. Gene Ontology annotation, molecular function: ATP hydrolysis activity; ATP binding.
AUGCGCGAUGGCGUCGUGCGCACUGCUGCCCUGCAUCGCAUGCGGCUCGAGGACUUUUCCACACCAAGACUGCAGCAUAUCGUGAGAACGUACGCAUCCCAGUGCUUGCGAGCCCAACACCCGCCACAUCCGACCCGUCGCGCACGUGCAUCGAGACGCUUUCCAGCUUCGCCAUCACCGUCCCCGUCCCUCCCAUUCGCGGCAGUCGCUCGGACGGCAGCUGCAGCUGUCCACGACGCGCCUCAGGGCGGGGGUCCCCUGGCGGAAUAUGACAGAAGAGUAGAGGCUGGUCGCUUGCGAAACGAUGAGCAUCAGAGGGGCAUCAUCGAGAGCUUGCAGCAUUUGCACAACGAGCUGCGCAAAUACAACGCGUCGGCUGUUGUCCACCCCAGCCUGGACCUCCUGAAGCCAUCCAAGAAAUCCGUCUUCUCGUCGCUGUUCGGUAGAGCUAGUACGAAGAAAUCCGUAAUCGACGAGAUACCGGAUGAUCUACCACGCGGACUGUACCUCUACGGCGACGUUGGCAGCGGCAAGACAAUGCUCAUGGAUCUGUUUUACGAUACCUUGCCGAGCUCGGUCAAGACGAAGACUCGCAUUCACUUCCACAACUUCAUGCAGGAUGUACAUAGGCGGCUGCACCAGCUGAAGGUGCAGCAUGGAAGUGAUGUGGAUGGCGUGCCUUUUGUGGCAGCCGAUAUUGCUGAGCACGGCAAUGUCCUAUGCUUUGACGAGUUUCAAUGCACCGAUGUGGCUGAUGCCAUGAUUCUGCGCAGGUUGCUCGAAUGCCUCAUGUCUCAGGGCGUCGUCCUCGUCACGACAUCGAAUCGGCACCCUGAUGACUUGUACAAGAACGGAAUACAACGCGAGUCCUUCAUCCCCGCAAUCAAGCUGCUCAAGAACCGCCUACACGUCAUAAACUUGGACUCGCCCACCGACUACCGCAAAAUCCCGAGGCCCCCAUCUGGAGUAUACCACACGAAGCUGGAUGACCAUGCCAACUCACAUGCCGAGAAGUGGUUCCGCUUCCUGGGGGAUCCGGAGAGCACGGAGCCACGGUCGGAAACGCAGAAAGUUUGGGGGCGCGAGAUUUACGUGCCGCGGGUCAGCGGCCGAUGCGCUUGGUUCACGUUUGACGAGCUGAUACGGCGGCCGAAAUCGGCAGCGGAUUACCUGGAGCUGGUACGGUCGUACGAUGCCUUUGUUGUGACGGAUGUGCCGGGCAUGACGGUUCGGGAGCGAGACCUCGCCCGAAGGUUCAUCACGUUCAUCGACGCCGUGUACGAAGGCAACGCCAAGCUGGUUCUCACCACGGAGAAGCCCCUGACGGAGCUUUUUGUCUCGCGGGACGAGAUUGCGGAAAGCUUGCUGGAGGGCAACAGCCGGGGCCGGCAAAGCAGGGAACAAGCCGUCCUGGCUGCCAAGGAAAUGCUGGACGAUGCGGGGACGCAGGCUGAGCAGCUCAAAAACUCAGCCCUGUUUGCUGGCGAGGAGGAAGCGUUUGCCUUUGCGCGGGCGCUGAGCCGGCUCAAGCACAUGGAAAGCAGAGAGUGGGUCGAGCGAGGGAUGGGUCUCGAGGACCAGGGCGGCAAGCAAGAUCGAGACAGCUGGUCCAAGACGAGGAGCCGGCAGAUGGAAGAUUCGAUGUAG